Messenger RNA from Wyeomyia smithii (pitcher-plant mosquito), 1504 nucleotides. Its product is annotated as annexin B9. The transcript has 7 exons. Gene Ontology annotation, molecular function: calcium ion binding; calcium-dependent phospholipid binding. Gene Ontology annotation, cellular component: cytoplasm. Bases 232 to 1206 code for a protein of 324 amino acids. NCBI's taxonomy places the organism in Eukaryota, Metazoa, Arthropoda, Insecta, Diptera, Culicidae. The record is from RefSeq and is a predicted model, not a curated record.
CCGCGUCAGUUUCAGCUCAACUCUCGUAUCGAUCGCAUCGUAGUUUGACGCGAGUGUACAUCGAAGCAGCAAACGGUGAGAACAGAAAAAUUAUUCACAUCCUCAUCCCACAUUUUGAACGUACAAGCCGUGGAUUGUUAGCCGUUGCGGUGCGUGAUUUUUCAAUUCUGAACAGUAUUCAUCGGUUUAGUGUGUGGUAGAUCCAGAGAAGAGAGAUAAAUAAAAUCAAUCAUGAGUUCAUCGCAGUACUACCCAUUCCAAUGUACCCCAACGGUGUACCCGGCCGAUCCAUUCGACGCUACCGAGGAUGCCGCAACUUUACGCAAGGCCAUGAAGGGCUUCGGAACCGAUGAAAAAGCCAUCAUCGAAAUUUUGGCUCGUCGUGGAAUUGUCCAGCGCUUGGAAAUUGCACAAGCGUUCAAGACAUCCUACGGCAAGGAUCUGAUCAGCGAUCUGAAAUCAGAGUUGGGAGGCAAGUUUGAAGAUGUUAUUUUGGCUUUGAUGACCCCGUUGCCGCAGUUCUACGCCAAGGAACUGCACGAUGCUAUUUCCGGUAUCGGUACUGACGAGGAAGCCAUCAUCGAGAUCUUGUGUACUCUGUCGAACUAUGGUAUUAAGACGAUUGCCGAAUUCUACGAGCAACUGUAUGGUGUCUCGCUGGAAUCCGAUCUGAAGGGUGAUACCAGUGGAGCAUUCAAGCGUUUGUGUGUCUCCCUGGUUCAGGGUAAUCGCGAUGAAAAUACUGGUGUUGAUGAAGGUGCGGCUGGCGCUGAUGCCCAAGAAUUGUUUGAAGCCGGUGAAGGCCAAUGGGGAACGGAUGAGUCGAUUUUCAAUCAGAUUUUGGUCACCAGAUCGUACCAGCAGCUACGUGCUGUUUUCCAAGCGUACGAAAAUCUCGCUGGACAUUCGAUCGAGGAUGCCAUCAAGCGCGAAUUCAGCGGUGCUGUCGAGGAGGGUUUCAAGGCCAUUGUCCGUUGCGUCCGAUCGAAAGUUGAGUACUUUGCCAAACGAUUGCAUCAUUCGAUGGCCGGUCUGGGAACCAACGAUAAGACACUGAUUCGUAUUAUCGUUAGCCGCUCGGAAAUUGAUUUGGGCGAUAUCAAGGAAGCUUUCCAGGAGAUGUACGGAAAGUCACUGGAGUCGUGGAUUAAGGAGGAUUGUGACGGUGAUCUGGGUGACCUGUUGGCAACACUGGCCUCCUACUAAUGUUGAAAUUUUCUACUGAGAAGGAUGACUUGGGAAGCGAUUUGGGCGAUCUGCUCGCCGAACUGGCCUCCUACUAAGUCUUGUGAGCUAUGGAUUAACCACCCUAUGGAAGCAAAAAGCAUAGUAUAUAGAGAUUCAUAUUCAUUUGUUUCGUUUCUUGUUGUUUUUCUAAAUGUUUUAUUUACAAAAAAAAGGGAUUUAAGAUCUGAAUGGCAAGCAAAGAUAUGGUUGCACUUGCUUUAAAAAUGUAGCACAACUUAACACAAGUGAAGAAAGUUCCCCACAUUCAUCAGUUCUA